AUGAACUCAUCAUUGGCACUAAGUCAGAAUUCCUCAUUGGAAUCCGAUCAUUAUGAAAAAAAUUCCCAAGAGCAACCAAAAAAGAAAAAAGGUUCAGCAACAAACUUUCGAAAUUCAUUACAAAUUACGAGAAAACGUUCAAUAGUUUCUCGUCCACGAAAAGCUUCCGAAUCUGAUUUAAAUAAUCUAAAUCCAGAAAGUCAAGAACUUAUUCUACGUACAGUAGACAAAAUAAAAAGAGACGAUAGUGAACAUGUUAUUAAUGUACUCGAUGAAAGUCGAACUAUAUUCAGAAAUUCAUACGAAGAAUUUAAGCGCGAGCAAGACGAAUGCCGAAAACAACUUGAAGAAAUUUCGAAAUUAAAAGCAACAGAACAAACUAGCAAAGAAAAUGCAAUUUCACUUUCAAUAUUUAUGCACAGAAAAGGUGAGACUGCUGAUGUUCGUUGGAAUAUGCGUUUGGAUUCGGCUGUGAAUCCAAAAUAUCAAGCAUACUUUGAAGAACUACUUUCAUCGAACGAAAAUGAUUCCCAACAUCCAACAGAUAAAGCUGCUGUUCUAAAAUACAUUCGUCGACGUGAACGACAAAAACGUGCUGAAGAAAACAAAAAGAAUCAUGAAUUAUCCGAAGACAUUCUCGAAAAACAAACAGCUGAAAUUAUAGAAAAAAUGGAAGUCGUUGAUAUUAAAUUACAAAAUGAAAAACAACGACAAAAUGAGCUGUUACGCAUGCGCAUGCAGGAAAAUAAAAUAAAAACUCAUAAUAGAAUUCAAGCUAAUGAAAUUAUUGACCAAGCAAAUGAAGCUGAUUUAACGCGUCAACGUUUUGAAAACAUACAACGAGAAAAAAUUGAAGCACGUCUAUCAGCUGUACGUCAACGUCAUAGUUCAAUAAAUAUAAUUCACGUUCAAAGUAUUGCCAAUGAAAAUAAUAAUGAAGCAUUAAACGAGAAACAAGUUGAAGCAACUAAAAAAUCUCUUCAAUUAUUGAAUGAACAUGAUGAACAUCGACAAAUGCAUGCAAUGGCAUCAGUCUAUGGGAAUAAAUAUAAAAAUGAGAAAAUUCCGUCUAUUGAUAUUUAA
Molecule: messenger RNA, 1083 nt
Organism: Rotaria socialis
Lineage: Eukaryota; Metazoa; Rotifera; Eurotatoria; Philodinida; Philodinidae
Source: the annotation of a GenBank genome assembly